This is a messenger RNA of Podarcis muralis (Common wall lizard), 1234 nucleotides long. It is a transcript of the gene CFAP95, whose product is annotated as cilia and flagella associated protein 95. Gene Ontology annotation, cellular component: plasma membrane. The record is from RefSeq and is a predicted model, not a curated record. NCBI's taxonomy places the organism in Eukaryota, Metazoa, Chordata, Lepidosauria, Squamata, Lacertidae.
GGAAUUGAGUUGGGGAUUGGGGUUUAUUUAAUUUUUUAAAAUGAAUUUUGUAUACUACAAAUCCAUAUAAUUCAGGGCGCUUCACAAGAUAAAUUAUGAACAGUUACAUCUGGGGAAGAAUCUUUGUCACUGUCUAUCUGGCCGACACAGCCCAUGACUGGGGCUUGAGCCCACGGAAGGGAUCCCCUUGUACAACGGGAGGCUGCGCCGGGAGGAAUUGCAGGGCAAACAGAGAUCUGCUGUAGCUGCCCUGACACCUAGUGAUCCCUUCAAGGGACUGGGCAGGUGAAAGCAUCCGCUUACUCAUGUGACGCGCAGGGAAUCCCCUUACACAAGGAGUUAAUUUAGUCCGAAAUGCUGCAUCCCUUUGAGCCUUGGUUGAAUUUAGGCCCUACAUCCAGCAACCAGCAUAUAGCAAUGAAGCGAUCGACACAACAGUGCCUCUGUGCAUGUGCAGAGUGAAUUUCAUUCGCCAGUACUACAAGAGAGAAGCAGAACCUAAGGACUAUGACAUACAUGAAAUUCCUUUGGGCUCUAAAAACUUAUGUCGCUCUACCUACUGGCGACUUGGAACCAUAGAUGAGAAAUGGGUAACCACAUAUGAAGAUCAUUUGUCUCAACCCUACAGAAUUAAAGAAUAUAAAGAACUAGACAUUCGGAAGUCUCUGUUGGAUGAAGAUAAUUUUGAAAUAGCUGUUAUUGGCAGGGAGACAGGGUUACCUGAAACAGGUCCUGGAGCCGUAUUGCCCUGUCACUCUCCAGAUCACUUUAAAAUGUUUCUAGAUACAACAUACCAAACAGAUUAUGUUCCACCAUAUGACUAUGAACCAUAUAUUGAGCUUCAGCCAGAUGGCUACUCUGUAGUUCACAGAAAAUGUCAUUCUCAGUUUACUGACACGGCUGAUUACAGAAGACAUGGGAUCAACACAUGGCAAGAUGAGAGUGGGUUGUAUGGUAAUGCAGAUCUAAGGCAGAAAGUAUUUCCUGUAACUAGCCCUAUACGGACAAAUGGGAAUGAAGAUCAUUCUUAAGCACUAGCAACUCUACAAAAGUAAAGUCUAUCUUUGUAUCUGAUUAUUGUAGAAUCAUACUGCAAAAUAAACAACAUUGCAACUUUUAGAAUAGUUGGUUAUAGAAUAAAUCCAUAUACAGUACUUAUAUAAUGGAUGUACCAAAUUGGGAUCCUGUUGUUAACCUGUUCAAAAAAACAAAAUAAAAACCCAGAUUACUGAAA